AUGUCAAAAGCUUCAGAUAGCUGGCCAGGGACCACCAGAAGCCCCAGCGAUCAUGAUUUUGCCUCUGAGCGCACACCACUUCUACAUCCGGCUUCAAAAUCAGAUGUUGAGAGUGCCUCUUCCACGCUUGCGGGCUCUGAAGUCAGCUCGGACGAAGGAGGCGAGAGGACAAUCAUCUGCAAAGAGCCUUCAUUUGCAUGGCUGGCGCUUGUUAUGAGUACCGCCUGGUUCGGCGUCUUCCUCGGCGCUGCUGAUACCACUGUCAUAGCCACCCUUUCUGGUCCUAUAUCAAGCGAGUUCAACUCUCUCAGAUUACUAUCGUGGCUUGCUACGGCAUAUCUUAUAUCCAAUGCCGCGGCUCAGCCAAUAUCAGGCCGGCUGACGGAUAUCUUUGGCCGAGGCCCUGGCUUAGUUUUCGCCAACCUUGCCUUUACUGCUGGCAACCUCAUCUGCGCACUCGCCACGAGCCAACAAGCCAUGAUAUUUGGACGUCUCAUCGCUGGUAUUGGAGGGGGCGGUCUAAUGAGCAUUCCUACAUUUUUGGCCUCGGACCUUAUUCCACUACGUAAGCGGGGUGUGGUUGGAGGGAUCGCAAACAUCUGGUAUGGGUGCGGCACCAUGACUGGUGCUGUUCUCGGCGGCUAUCUCAAUGAUCACUCCUCAAUGGGCUGGAGGCUAGCUUUCUUAAUUCAAGUUCCACCAUCUUUCAUCUCAGCCAUCAUCGUCUACUUCUUAGUCAAAGUACCACCAAAACAAUCAGAUAAAACGUACUUGAAACGUAUUGAUUUCGGCGGUGUCUUUCUGACCUCGUUAUCUCUAACAUUGCUGGUACUGGGUCUCAGUUUCGGAGGAAAUGUCGUACCUUGGACACAUCCUCUACCACCCACAGCCAUAUUACUCUCAUGCGGAGUAUUCGCGGCGCUGUUCCGUUGGGAACAAACUGCAGUUCAACCCAUCAUUCCUGUCAAACUUCUCUACAACCGUACUGUCCUCACAUCUUGCUUAGCUAGUAUCUUUUGCUCCGCUAUUGCACUUACCAGUGUGUUUUAUAUACCGCUUUACCUACAAGUGCGAGGCGAUUCAGCCACGACUGCUGGAUUGAAGAUCCUCCCAGUCUCUCUUGGGACGUCCGCCGGAGCGCUCAUUACGGGCUACCUGAUGAAAAGAACUGGCAAGUAUGUCGGGCUGGUGAUAAGCUGUGUGCUUGCCAUGACAUUUGGAAUUGCCAUGUUCACAUUUCAAAACGAGUAUUCCCCAGGCUGGUUGACAUCCAUUGCGUUCUUGAUUGUCGGUGGAGGCUAUACAGCAGUUUUCGGAAUCACCCAAGUGGCAUGUGUGGCAUCUGUAGACCACACACAGCAAGCAGUUGUCACUUCUUGUACUUAUCUUGCUCGAAGUCUAGGGGGCACAAUUGGCAUUACAAUUGCUUCGGUCAUCUAUCAGGGUAAUCUUCGAAAUAAUCUCUGGGAGAGGUUUGGGGAUAUGCCAAAUGCUACCGAGAGAAUUCAGAGACUUCUGGAUGAUAUGGCAGAACUGAGAAAUCUGCCGACUGAUUGGUUUGAAGGGGUUAUCCAAUCGUUUAUGGGCGCAUUCUUAUGUGUCUGGCUACUAAUGCUCGCCUGGGGGAUCCUGGCCUUGAUCUUUAUAUCCCCGAUAAAGCAGCAUCAGCUCCACGCAAACCUGGACAGGAAAUAAGCAGAUGUCUUAAUAACCAGGAGACUGAGGCGUGGCAUUCC
Molecule: messenger RNA, 1736 nt
Organism: Xylaria bambusicola
Lineage: Eukaryota; Fungi; Ascomycota; Sordariomycetes; Xylariales; Xylariaceae
Product: major facilitator superfamily domain-containing protein
Exons: 2
Coding region: 1-1695 (564 amino acids)
Biological process (GO): basic amino acid transport; transmembrane transport
Cellular component (GO): fungal-type vacuole membrane
Molecular function (GO): basic amino acid transmembrane transporter activity
Source: RefSeq, a predicted model, not a curated record